AUGGAUUGUGUGAUUUGUCUCGACGAGGUCGACUCGGAUCACGGUAGUUACUGUUGUUCAAGGUGUCGUUUUAUCGUCCAUGUGGAAUGUGCUACAAAGGUAAACUGGUACUCUGUAAUAGAGUCGGUUGAAAAGUACGACGAUGAUUCGACAUCAUUGUCUGAAGAAUCUAGGGAUUCUUAUAUUGUUAUCGGAAGGAAUGAAGAAGGAAAAGUAACAAAGAUCAGACAUUUUUGUCAUGAACGUGAUCUAAUAUCGAGUGACAUGAUCCCGGAGGAGUACAAGUUUUGUGAUGGUUGCACAUCACUUAUCUCGGAUUCAUUUUACUGUUGUUCGGAAUGUAACUUUUUUCUUCACAAGAAAUGUGUUGCAUUUCCUAGGAAGCAACAUUUUUGGCUUCACGAGUGCGAGAGACCAGUCAUCCUUGUUGCAGGCAACAUUUUCAAAUGCUCCUAUUGUCGGCGCAUCUGCAAUGGCUUUGCCUAUGACUGCCCUCGGUGUGGGAUAAAUUCGUGCCUUCAGUGUGCAACUCCUUAUACUCUAACAUUUGAAGGACAUGAACAUCCUCUCUUCUUCUUAUACAUGUAUGAAAGGUCGUGCACAGGUUGUGGUGAGGAAAUAAGUGAAGAACGAAACCCGAGUCAUUGGUUUUAUUGCUGUGGAAUUUGUGACACUUCUGCUCAUCUCUAUUGUGUCGUCCGAAUGGGAGAAUAUCCGUUUAUCAAACCCGGAAAAAUCUACAAAGAAGGAGAGCAUCCGCACCCUCUGAGAUUUGUGAAGAAAAUGUAUUAUUAUCCGGAAUGCUUUGAAUGUGGUGUUCCUUGUCAAGAUUUAGCUCUGCAGUGUAUGGAGCCAGGAUGUGAAUUCAUUGUCCACUGGGAAUGUGCUUGCCCUUCUGAUUUGAGGGAAUGA
Messenger RNA from Hibiscus syriacus, 912 nucleotides. RefSeq lists its product as uncharacterized. NCBI's taxonomy places the organism in Eukaryota, Viridiplantae, Streptophyta, Magnoliopsida, Malvales, Malvaceae. The coding region runs from base 1 to 912 and encodes 303 amino acids. The transcript has 2 exons. The record is from RefSeq and is a predicted model, not a curated record.